AUGCGUCCGAUGGACCAGAAUGGCGGCGAGGGAGAGUAUGUACUCCUGCAAGGCACUGGUGGGGUAGCUAUUGCCGGGUUACAGAUUGCAAAGCUUCUAGACCUAGCCAAACAGCUAGGUGCUGAUUACACGAUCAACUACCAUACUCAGCGCAACUGGGACGAGGAAGUGAUGCGCAUCACAAGAAACCACAGAGCAUAUAUCACCCUCGAAACGGAUUGUACCGGCAACCUAUCAGGCAAAAUUCUACGGGUAUUCUCGUUUAUCGAGGCUCAGGAAGUAUUUAUGUUCUUGGCGGCUGGAUCAUAUUUUGGUAAAUUUAUCAUUAAGGAUGUUGCUUAA
This is a messenger RNA of Aspergillus ochraceoroseus IBT 24754, 342 nucleotides long. RefSeq lists its product as uncharacterized. The transcript is spliced from 3 exons. NCBI's taxonomy places the organism in Eukaryota, Fungi, Ascomycota, Eurotiomycetes, Eurotiales, Aspergillaceae. Bases 1 to 342 code for a protein of 113 amino acids. The record is from RefSeq and is a predicted model, not a curated record.